Messenger RNA from Phoenix dactylifera (date palm), 1099 nucleotides. Its product is annotated as NDR1/HIN1-like protein 10. Gene Ontology annotation, biological process: defense response to other organism. Gene Ontology annotation, cellular component: plasmodesma; plasma membrane. NCBI's taxonomy places the organism in Eukaryota, Viridiplantae, Streptophyta, Magnoliopsida, Arecales, Arecaceae. The record is from RefSeq and is a predicted model, not a curated record.
CUGUGUGUCUCCUCUUCUCCACUCCUCACCCUCACCUUUCUCUAAACCUCUUUCUAUAGACAGACCACCUUAGCUCUCUCUCCCUCCCAAACCCAACCUCUCUCUCUCUCUCUCUCUGUCUCCUCUUCUCCACUGCUCACCCUCCCCUUUCUCAAAACCUUUCUCUAUAGACAGACCACCUUAGCUCCCCCUCUCUCUCUCUCUCCCCCCUUCCCCACCCCUACCCUUCUCCUAAAAAGAAGAAAACACCACCCAACUAAAUGGCUUAUAACAACCGAGAAAGCUCGAGAAGUGGGUUGGGCUGCCUCUGUAACGCCCUCUUCAAACUCAUCAUAUUUGGCGGCCUCUCCGUCUUCUCCUUCUGGCUGAUAUUCCGCCCUCAUAGGUUCAAGGCCUACGUCAACACCGCCUCUCUCGCCCGCUUUGAGCUCGCCGACGCCAACUCCACCCUACAAUACAACCUCUCCCUCGACCUCGCCAUUCGCAACCCCAACCGGAGAAUCGGCAUCUACUACGACCGCAUCGAGGCCACCGCCUUGUACGAUGGAUCGCAGCUGAGCUCCACCACACUUCCCACCUUCUACCAGCAUCCCAAGAACACCACCGUGCUGCACCCGGCCUUCGAUGGGCGGUCGCCGGCCCUUGGAACGGCGGCCACCACCUUUAAGAGGGAGAAGGGCGAGGGAUUCUUCUACAUGGAGGUAAAGGCCUCCGCUAAGAUCAGGUUGAAGGUUUGGUUCAUCAAGACCCGGCAUUUCAAGCCCCGGAUUGCGUGCACGGUGAAGAUUCCGGCGCCGGCGAGCUCCAUCCCGUUUGAGAGCACGAAGUGCCAUGUGGACUACUGAUAACCCUGCCAUGGUGGAUUCUUUUCGCCCCUUUCAUGCGGAAAACCUCGAUUGAUUCCUUCAUUGUUAUCGUUAAUUAAAAGCGUCGGUUUUUGUUUUAUAGUCUCAAUGCGGUUUUCCCGGAAGCAGCCAUGUGAUGGCGUGUGUGAAAUGAUAAGCUGAUUGAUGAGUUGUUUAAUGUUCUUGUGGCUUCCCACUUUCUUAACAACCAUCUUGAUGAAAUAAAUAUUGACUCAAGUAAGUCGUCUCUGAUG